UUCGUCUAUUUCUUUAUCUUCAUUAUCUCCCCAUCUUCAUUUAGGAUUUUCUCGUUUGAGUAAAACAAUGAUACUAAAUCAUACGGAUUUUUUGGAACCAAUUUCCAAAGCCUUAGAUGGCGACAUAGUCACAUAUUACAAUUCAAACGAAGAUGACCAGGCAUCUUGGUUCCUGAAACUGGAUAAAAACUAUCUGAUGAAAUGGAUACUCGUAUCAGUCAGAGGAGGGAAUUAUGAAGUAUACGUCAAAGAUGGUGGCCAAACAACCAAUCCAUCCACAUUAUGUCGGAAUUUCAGUUUUACCGGACCAAAUUACUUAAAGAGAAACAACAAAGCUUUGGAAUGCUACAGAGAAAUGACAGGGGAUACAAUUGUAAUAAAAAGAAGAGAUGGUACAUCAAUGAGGAUUUUUGAGGUGUACCCCAUAAUUUGUCCUGAAAACCACUACGGACCAGACUGCGCUAAAUGCAAAGUGGGGUGUAUAUCCUGUAGUCCUAUAACUGCUGUAUGUUACCAAUGCCAUGGGCCGUUCUACGGGGAUUUCUGUCAGCACACAUGUCCGGCAAACUGUUUGAACUCGAUGUGUGACCAGAGGACAGGUGUAUGUGAAGGAUGUCAUGGCGCGUUCUAUGGUGACCUUUGCCAGUACAGCUGCCCAUCAAACUGUUUGAACUCUAAAUGUGACCAGGCAAACGGGACGUGUGAUACCUGUAAUGAAGGUUACCAUGGAAUGAAUUGUGAAUUGCUGAUAACGACGAAAAUAUUCUCGGAAAGAACACCCACAAGUUGUAAUCGUUCUUGCAUCACAUGUAAUCCUGAGGUUCAAGUUUGUCUGUUCUGUACCAUGCAUCAGCUGUUUGACACAUGUCGGUAUAAAUGUAACGAGAUCUGCUCCGGAGACACUUGUCAUGACUUGGAGGAAAACUGCACAAGGAACAUUAUGGAGAAGAAAGACUGCCUUGAUUGUAGUAAGAUUUGUAUUCUACAAGAAUCCCAAUCAAAUCAUUUCUCAAACUGUAGCUGGAACUGCUGUAACGAUACUUAUGUCUGAGUAUAUAUUCAUUUAAUUGAUUCUUAGGUGAUUAAUUUGUUGUUUUUUUUCCUUCUAAUUUUAGGCUUAUCGAUGAAUUACUAUAUCUUUAGUCCAUUGAAUAUAAUCUCGUUUUACAUAUUUGAACACCUUCUCAAAACGCAUCAUGCUUUUGGAAGUUGCAAUAAUGGAAAAGUUUUGUGACACGUCUUAAAUUCGAAUGCUUUCGGUAGUUUUAUUGUACUUUAUGUCCUUAUAAAACAUUAUUUACUUACGCUUGGAAAUUGAGUAUACUCCUUUUAUGCGUAAUGUUUUGAAUACGUUAGGGAUCGCGUUACUUUUCGUAUAUUGUUCCUGGCAUUAAACAACGCCUGGUGGUCCGUAGAAACAAACAACAACAGGUAUUUAACCAUUUCUCACAAGAAAGAUGUACUUUGCCAUAAAAAGAGUGCAUAUUUGUUUGAUGAACUACUAUUAGAUCUUACAAUAAGGAAUCCUUAAACUAAUGAGUUCAUGCUUUUCUAUGCUCUAAUGUAUAUAAUUGCUUUUAUCCAAUAUAGAUGGAAAGAGUGACAACAAUAUAUUUACUUUACUUUGCUAUACUUUCCAAUCUUUUUUUUUAAUUUUUAUUUGAUGUAGAAACUUGAUGUAGUUAGAAAUUGUGCACUGCUCUCUGCAAAUAAUAUAUUAGGAAUGUUUUGGGGAUCAUUACCAUACUUUAGACUUGCAAUUCGACGGAAUGUAAAAACUGAAAAGUAAUCAACUAUUUUAUACAUUGCUAUAGGAUCUCAGCCUGCCUGAAUACGUCAAUUGGACUACAAAACUGGCAAGCAAAUCUCCUGUGAAUGAGCAUCUGUUUGGUGGACUACUGUAAUUCUUCUAUAUUGCACUGAGGGCGUUCAGCAGAAGAAGGAACCAAUGCAAAGGAAUUUAUUCAUGUGAACACAAUUUUACACUGAUAAAAUGUCUCCAGUACUCGCCGGACAAGGAAGUGGACAUCGGUCCUUAGACUGCCAGACUGGAUGUGUUUGACUACUACGUGCUGAUAUAUGGUUGCCAAAUGGUUGGCAAAUGGCAUGUGCUUCUAUUCUAUCUCAACACUGAAUUUGUAACACACGUCAUAUUGUGUUGUCAUUUAUAACACUCUAAAAAAAUAUCAUUUGUCAAUAUUGCAACAGAUUAGGGAAUCAGCAUGGAAAAUUUCAUAAUGGAAAGAAACAAAGUGUGCGAAUUCCAUCUAUCUAUUUCUGUUGCAUUGAUUGGGUCAAUCAAUUGUAUGUGAACAUGAUUGUAACGUGCAAGCAAGACUGAACCGGGGAUUCCUAGAGCUAAGAAAAGUGGAAAGAAGUUCAUCAACUAGAAACGACGCUAAAAGAUAUUUAGAAUUCAGAAAGUUGGAAUUCAAACACAAAAGUGUUUUAUUGAUGAGGCUGCUCUGAAUCAUGGCAUUAACUUUGUGUGCCGUACACGUUUGAAUAUAUUUGAUACACUACUCCAAACCUAGUGCACCGAUGUUUACCAAAAUUUCGAAUAAGGAUCUGCAGGUUUUCGGAUCUAUGAUUUAGCUGAUUCAAUGCGAUUAGUUCCUUCAUUGACAUCUGUCAUGUUAUCCAAGUCGAUAUAAUGUAAUAAAGCGGUCUCUCUUUAAAUAUGUAAAUAUUGGAAAUACAAAAUACUAUCUAAAGAAAUGUUAUCCUAAACUGGAAACAUAAAAACAAUGUCAUAUUUGCAAGUAAUAUCCUAGAUAUGAUAUUUACGAUCAACGAAAUAACGUUAUAUAAUAAGAAUCCCAUGUAUUCAAUUACUUCCUGAAUACUUAUCACAUACAUGUACUUACUUUGUGUAUCAAUCGAAUUCGGGUGAAAAAACUGCGUAUGUAAUGCAGUGAUGGAUAUUUGUCCCACUUCCGUACCGUUUGUAUGUAAACAAGUUGUUUCGCUCCUUACCAUGUACGGGAGUUAUCCAAAGGGAAAUAUAUCGGACAUAUCUCGAAACUGACGUAUUGCGAGCAGUCAUCACAAAGACCGAGGUACCAUUAAUCUUUAUAAACUAAAAUUUUACGGUGCUAAUUUACAUAAUCCUGGGUAAAUACAUCCCAUGUUAGCUGCAUCAUACUUCUUAUCAUCAAAAUAAAAUUCAAUUCUUAAAA
Ostrea edulis (European flat oyster) is the source of this 3179-nucleotide messenger RNA. Its product is annotated as multiple epidermal growth factor-like domains protein 11. The coding region runs from base 68 to 1051 and encodes 327 amino acids. The record is from RefSeq and is a predicted model, not a curated record. NCBI's taxonomy places the organism in Eukaryota, Metazoa, Mollusca, Bivalvia, Ostreida, Ostreidae. The transcript has 6 exons.